AUGGCGGAUCAGUACCAAUUCAACGCCAACGAGGAGAAGAUUGUGAAGGACAGUCACACCAAGGAGAUUGAUCUAAUUAACAGAGAUCCCAAGCAGAUCAAUGAGGACGUGGUGAAGGUGGACUUUGAAGAUGUCAUUGCAGAGCCUGACGGUACACACAGCCUGGAUGGGGUGUGGAAGCUCAGCUACACCACCUUCACUGUGUCCAAGUACUGGUGCUACCGCAUCUUGUCUGCUGUCUUUGGUAUCCCUAUUGCUCUGCUCUGGGGCUUCCUGUUUGCAUGCAUCUCCUUCUGCCACAUCUGGGCUGUGGUUCCCUGCAUCAAGAGCUGUCUGAUUGAGUCACAAUGCAUCAGCCGCAUCUACUCUCUCUGCAUCCAGACCUUCUGUGAUCCCUUCUUCGAAGCCUUCGGAAAGAUCUUCAGCAGUGUGCGUGUUGCACUGCGCAAAGAAGUCUAA
Molecule: messenger RNA, 459 nt
Organism: Cyclopterus lumpus (lumpfish)
Lineage: Eukaryota; Metazoa; Chordata; Actinopteri; Perciformes; Cyclopteridae
Gene: cav3
Product: caveolin 3
Exons: 2
Coding region: 1-459 (152 amino acids)
Biological process (GO): caveola assembly; regulation of membrane potential
Cellular component (GO): caveola
Molecular function (GO): molecular adaptor activity; transmembrane transporter binding; connexin binding
Source: RefSeq, a predicted model, not a curated record